Physella acuta is the source of this 2330-nucleotide messenger RNA. RefSeq lists its product as uncharacterized. Lineage: Eukaryota; Metazoa; Mollusca; Gastropoda; Physidae. The record is from RefSeq and is a predicted model, not a curated record.
ACGUGAUUUCGAGGCGCUGUCAGGGAGAAUUUCUAAAUCGCGGUGGCAUAUCCAAGGUCUACAAACACAAAAUACUACUUUUAAAGAUGUCUUCUAAAACCUGUGAUGGCCUAACUAGACAGGAUGACCUAACUAGACAGGAUGACCUAACUAGACAGGAUGACCUAACUAGACAGGAUGUAGGUGAUGAGGAACCUCUGGGUAACCCUGUGGCACCACCUGAUGUGGACCUGGAUCAGCUUAGAGGGGACCGGAUAGGUGACACAGUGUACAGUGGCAAGUGGUGCAUUCAAACUGUCAUCAAGUUGAUGAAGAGUAAUGUGGUUAACAAGCCUAGCAAGUCAUGUGAUGCACCGACUCAAAUUUCCCUGCCUAGUGAGUCAAGUGACUCUCAGACUCAAGUUUCACAAGUUUGUGACUCAGGUGACGCUCAGACUCAAGUAGUAGAUAUGGAUGAGGAGCUGCAAAAUGAAGUUGGUGUUUUGUGGGACAUGACCAGUAACAUGGAAGUGUGUCAGUAUCUUCACUCUAUUGGGGCCAUUGAGAGCAUCUGUUAUGUCAUGACCAAUUCCCAGUGUCCACGAGCUACUGAAAUGUGUGUGGGUAUGCUGGCAAAUAUCAUUUCUCAUGAUGAACUGUGGGCUCAACUCAAAGAUGACUCCAAUCUUUUCAUUGUUUUGAUCCAGCUUUUGGAAAAUACAGAUCAGCCUGUUCUCCAUGAAGUCAUGAGGUUUUUCAAUACUGCUUUGUGCCAUAAAGAUAAUAGCUGCUGUUACCAAGGUCUGUGUGAGAAUGGUCAGCUAGUCACCAGUGAGAUGAUUAGAAUACUCUCAGGAUCAACCAAUGCUGAUCUGUUGAAGCAAGCUGCAGAACUGGCCUUGACCUUGAUGUACAUGGAUGAGGAUGAAACCAAGUUUUGUAACUUCUUCACUGAAGAGAGAGACUUUGUUCUGUCUGUUCUUGAAGCUUCAAAGGAAAUAGGCUAUGAGCAUGAAUCAUCAGGACAGAAUUCUAUCAUGAACAUCUUCCAUUUGUUUACAACAUAUCAUGCUGGCAUAUUGGCUUUAGAAUGCUGUACUGGUGAGGUGGCUGAGGCGGCCUUGACCUACCUCAAGUUUCUGUGUAAGAGUUUAAACCUCAGCAAAGAUGGCGUCAUCAUCACCACCAUAGUGGCCACCCUCCACCACAUCUUCUCCAGACACGCCCUGCUGCGCCUGGAGCUCAUCUCAUCCCCCUGGUUCGCCCACUGUAUCCUGAAGAGUCUAGUGGCAGUCUACAGGAAGCUGGGCUGGUACAAGACAAUCUCAGGUUUUGAGAAGCAGACAGAAAACUGCCAGGACAAGAAGACUGACCAGUCCAGGCCUGCUACGUCGUGGUCAGACAGAGCUGAGCGUGAGCAGGCCAGUCGCUUCCACACACCAGACCCCAGUCCCAGACACGCAGCACUGGACACCUCCUGGUCAGAGAGGAGAGUCAUGUCCCCCCUGUUAGACGAGCAGUUUGUGGAAGAGAGUUGGAAGAAACCCCAGGAGAAGAAAAAACUUAAGAAAAAACUUGCUGACAAGGGAGGGGGCAGAGACCAAAGUUCAGGGGGAGGUGAAAGGUCAGCCUUAAGUUCAGGGGGAGGUGAUAGGUCAGCCUUAAGUUCAGGGGGAGGUGAAAGGUCAGCUUUAAGUUCAGGGGGAGGUGAUAGGUCAGCCUUAAGUUCAGGGGGAGGUGAAAGGUCAGCUUUAAGUUCAGGGGGAGGUGAUAGGUCAGCCUUAAGAAUACUGCAGGGGGAGAGGUGCUCAGGGAGCCGGAGGUCGGAGGGUUUUUCUCCACAGAAAAACUUUGAGGAGAUGGACACAGAGAAAACUGAUGAGUUCAAAGGUCAGAGUGCGCAGGCUGGCCAUGAGCAGCUGGAGCCAUCCAGUCAGACAACCAAAGAUGUCAGCGGUCAACUGGUCAGCCCGGCUAAGUGUGUGUCCAGUAGUGAGGACAAGGCUGUGGAGGAGGAGGAUGUGGCCACCAGCAGGGCCAAGUACCACAAGCUCCUUGACACCAUCAGGGAGUUCUUAGCUGACUACUGCAGCAACAUGAGGGAGAGCUUGCUGAGAGAUGACCAGGUGCCGUGUGUGACUGAGCUGAUGAGAUACUUAAACAAACAGUGCAGCAGCACUGAGAUACGUGCCAUUGUCUUGUGUCUUGGACCAGACACGGAGCCCAGCCAGCCCCUGGGGAGGCUGCUCAAACUGGCGGAACAUUUCAAGGCCCAGCGCUUCAAGGCUCUGCUGGAGGAGAUGGUCAGCAGGCUCAAGCAGCGCUCACCACAAUAAAAGAUUGAGACCACU